Molecule: messenger RNA, 9821 nt
Organism: Cucurbita maxima (winter squash)
Lineage: Eukaryota; Viridiplantae; Streptophyta; Magnoliopsida; Cucurbitales; Cucurbitaceae
Exons: 36
Coding region: 214-9702 (3162 amino acids)
Biological process (GO): protein retention in Golgi apparatus; protein targeting to vacuole
Cellular component (GO): extrinsic component of membrane
Source: RefSeq, a predicted model, not a curated record
GCAUUGUUAUGGUUUAGUCUGUUUGACAUUACCCGCCGUUUCUGUUGGCAGCUUCACGCUUCUUCUAUAAGCUCAGUCUUCCUAACAAUCUCGCCCUCCCAAUCCCCACUUCAAGAUUUCGCCCUCGUUUAUUGAGAUAGGAAUCCUUCCUUAAAUGGAAGAAUUGCGAUUACGCAUCAUCAUCGUCUUCAUACUGUUCCAGUAGCAUUAGCUAUGGGUUUGUGCAAUUUGAUUUUGCGGAGGCUGGUGUCUCUGCUGCAGCCAUGGCUGCCCGAAGACUCGGACGUUCGGAUGAAUUUGGGGCUUACUCGCUCCACCAUCGUUGCCCACAAACUCCAUUUUAACGUUUCGGCUCUCAAUGAUCUAAUUGAGGAGACCGCCAUAAGCAUGUCCUUCAAAGAGGUGACCAUCGACCACUUGAGCGUUGUGGUCACAUACUGGCCCUUCCCGGCCUUCGAGAUCACAGUACAUGACGUCCAUGUAACGGUAUCUAUCAGGGAGGAGAUUUCGAGAGGUAAACGGGAAUCCAAUAUCUUUUCUGAAACUUUGAGCAAGAAUCUAUCUGCUAUCGAUCCGGAGGGUGUUACUUUGCAUGAUAUCAUGAAGAGUUUUCUGGACCCACCACCAAGAUAUCGGUUGAAAAUAGCUUCUAGAAAUCUACUACUCAAACGUGGUUGUCUACAGAUGUAUAAUAUUAACUUGGUACUGGAGUUCCCAAUCUUUAACAAUGUCUUUGAAUGUUCGUUGAGCAUAAAGCGCCUAAGUGCCAAAUCUGAAAACAGAAAUAAUGGAUGUCUUUAUGAGUUCAUACAUGCAAUGUUUAAACCAAUAGCACAUAGCUGCCUUAUCAUCACUGGCAAUGAUCUUGAGAUUGUGUUGAAGAGGGAAGCUCAGAUUAGUAGAAUCUUGAAUUUAGAAGUAAUAUUCAGUUGCUGCAAAUUGUAUGAUCUACAGCUUGUUGACGUGAAUCUUAGAAUUCCAGAAUUAGGUCUUUCAGUUUAUCCAGUUGCGGUUUCAAUAUAUUCAGUAUUAAAUGGAAUGUCAUCAAAAGAAUACAAGUUUGCUCGAAAUGGUAGGCAACUAUGGAAACUAGCUGCUCGAAGAAUUAGCCACAUUACUUCAUCACCAGGCGUGUCAUUACAUCAUCUUGUCACUAUUGUCAUGCUGUGGAUACAGUAUAUCAAUGCCUAUGAACUUUUACUACUAUUAACUGGAUAUCCUGUGGACAAUUUGAUGAAAAAAUUCACUGAUAAGAUUUCUUGGGACAGAAAACUCUACAUUUCUUUCAAGAAACAUUGGAUGUCAAUCCUGGAUAUUGAGGAGAAGUUACCAAUUGAAUUCAUUGCACAGGCACGGAAAAUAGCACGAUAUAGAGCCAUCAAGAAUGUUAUAUGUGUAGAAGAGAAAAAGGAAACAUUUAGCUUCUUCCAGUUAAAAUUAUUUCGUCAGAUCUUUUCAAUGCUUUUAUGCAUUUGGAAAAUGGUUUGCAGUAUAUUUUGUUUCAUAGAUGGAUACAUAGUUAGAAUCUUGACUCGACCACAGAAAAUUGAUGGAUGUUUAGAAAUUGUAUCCCAAAAUUCAAAUUCACAGUUUUGCUUUAUGUUGAAUAUUGGAGAACUGUUAGUGUCUAUUUAUCCCACGCAUGAAAUUCAACCUCCGACAAUUGAAAACCUCAAAUCGAAGUUUGGGAUCCCAUCCUCCUCCUUAAUUUCUUUCCAUUUUUCCUUUGAUGCACUCUUAGCCAUGUACAUGGCAGACCUUUGUGAACAGUCUUUGCUCAUAUCCUGUGAUCAAUUCAAUGUUACUUCCUUACCUUCUGUGGAGGCUUCUGUUAGUAGUGUCCGUUCCAGUGAUCUGCUAGGGGAGUAUGACAUAAAAACAGCAAAUAAUCUUAAAUCUAUUAUUUGGGGUGAACCUACUCGGAUCUUUCUUCCUUCUGAUGGUCGUGAAACAGAUAUUGCUGACCUUGGUGAAGUUGAUUGCAAUCCGUUCAUAGUGAAAUAUUUGGAGGGGAUGUGGUUGAGAUGGAAUUCUGUAUGCAUGAAUCUUGAAGAAAGUGGGAUCAAGUUUUCAGAUAAUCCUUGGUUUCUUUGUGAAAUCAAUAGCUCAUUGACAGAAUCAGUGCUUGAGAACUCAAAUAAUUCAUUAUGGAAAUGCAAUUUGGCUCUAGGUAAGCUGAAUUUAGCUUUGGGAUAUUCAUCUCUAUUAUCAGCAUCUUUGCUCCUUCAAUUGAUGCAACAACGUGCUUAUUGUUGGACUGAGGAUGAGCAAAGGCCUGAAGUUUCUUUGCAUGCACCAACAGUUACUGCAGAUGAUAGAGUAGUCUGUGUGAAUAAUAAGUAUGAGAACUGUGCUAGUCAAUUGAUGACUCCAUUGCUGAAGAAGCUACCACUAAAACACAUUCAAGUUGCAAUGCACGUAGGUGGAUCUCACAUCCAAAUGGCACUUGAAAAGGACUUCAAUGAUGACUACGUAAUCUCAAGUGAGAGAGCUCAAAAGGGUGAUUCACUCGUUGCACUUGAUAUACAUGAAGUUGAAAUUGCUGUUUGCCCGGCUUCCAAUUCUGAUUGGAUAUUUCUAAUGGAGGAGUCCUCUGAAGCUGAUGAUAAAGAAGUGGAAUAUCUCUCUUUGAAAGAACCUCGUAUUUCAACAAUUGGUGACGAAAAGUAUGCAUCUCAAGGAUUGGUUUCCUUCUGGUUCUACCUACAAGCUAAAGGGUUAAAAGCAUAUAUAGUAAAUUCGGACGAGAAACAACAGAACCAAAUAUUCAUUUUUAAUCCAAUGCUGAUCUUAUCACCAGUUGUCAGGAAAUCUGUUCACUCAUUUAGUGAGGAUGUCAAUGCUUUCUCAAUAGCUUUUGACUGUAAAACCACAGGUUUCACUGCUUUAUCAUAUAUGGAGGAUUUAUAUCUUAUCAUGAAGGUUAUAGGACAUUUGACCGCUGCAAUUUCUUAUCUAGGCUCUACCAGUUGGGGCUCCCAGAAAUUUAUGAAUCAAAAUAUCAUUCUCAAGAAGCCCAUGCCAAAGUUUGUACAUGUGAAAGAAGCUUCAAUAAGUUGUCGUAAUAGUUCUAUGAUUCACGGGACCUUUAUAAUCAAGCGGAUGGAUGUCAUUCUUCAUAAUUCUCGGACGAGUGACACUUUCAACAGUUAUAAGAUCUUUUCAAAUAGCCAGAAAAUGGUAGAGAUGAAUUCCCCUGAUUGUGGAAUUUGGAUUUCUGUUGAUCAGGGAAGAGUCAAGGUAACAUGUGAAGAGGAUAAAGUUGAUAUUCUUACUGAUAUCUCUAAUAUCAAUUCAGUUAUAUUUAGGUAUCGCGAAAGUGAUACAGACGAAUCUGUAUUCAAAUCUCUGCGGACACAAUUACUUAAUUGCCAUGUGUACUUCUAUCAUCAGAUUUCUCUUUCUCAUUUCAUGCUUGCCACAUUUUUGAGUUCACAUAAUGGCUCAUCUUCAGAAGGGUUGAGGAAUAUUCGCAACAGUUAUAUUUCUAGAAAUAAUGAAUUGAACGUGGAGGAUUCUGACAUGGCAGUUAAUUCUGGGGGGUCAGGUGAACAGUCUGGCUUUGUUCAGGCUCUGGACAUUUUUUCCACUUCACCAUGUUCAAAUUUUCAGUUGCUUGUAAACAUUGAAAUUGGUAGGAUUCUCGUAACGAGGUGCUCAGUGUAUGACAUCUUAGUUGGAGCACAUCAACUGAGUAAAAUUUCGUCAUCUCUCUCUAUUGGGGGAGAUUUUCAGACCAUCUUUUGGAAGAUUCAGGGCGGUCUUCUUUUCCUGGAACCAUUGGCUUUGGCAUUCUUUAUCAAUUGUUUCGAUAAAUACUGUCAUGCCAUAGGGAGUCUUUUGUCUGUGUUGCAAUUUCCUGAUCAUCAAGAUAAGAAGGCUCAAGAAAUGAUGGAAAUUACGAGAUUGGAGGAAAGUGCUACUGAAAAUGUUGUUGACGAGACUACCGAAUCUUUUUUAAGAGUCAAAGGAAAACUUCUGGAAGUUUUUAUCCUCAAUGUCUCUAACAUUCCCCUUAUUCUUGUCGUCAAACAUGAAUCUGGUCUGAUUUGGGAAUUUGUGAUUGAAGUUGAUGCCAAUUUAAAAUUUCAAUUGGCUGAUAAUAGGAAAGAAUUUGAAAUUAAUCUUUCUCACUUGUCAAUUCUCUCCCAACAAGUUGAGGAGACCCUACCAAACAACAUUCAAAUCCCUCAUUUUUCUUCCAAUUUGUCUUCCCACCUUGUAGCUGGAGAACUUGCUGCAAGUACUCAACAUACGAAGGGAGUUCAGACAGAUAAUGAUGCAAGUAGUUCGAAACAUCCGGUUUCUCAUAAAAAAAAUUCUGGAAAUAGUCAUGUCACUGAGCCGUCUUGUUUUAGCUGUCAGCAUUAUUUAUUGAAGAACUUAGUCGCUUACUUGUCAAUUGAGGAGACGUGUAGUGAUCAAAUAGGCUUAUUAAGUAAAGGUUGGGCUGGCAAAGGCUCUUUGUCAGGGUUGGAUCUCACCUUGUCCCAUUCUGAAAUACAGAUGAUCUUGUUAACUGUUUCAUCAUUUUCUGGACCGUAUGACAAGGAAAAGACAAAGGAGCAUCAAAGGCAGUGGUCCGGUAAUCAGGAAGUUGAUGCUAAUACCACAGAUACAUUUGCCACUCAUGUGGUAGCUCUCGUUCCUGAUGGAGCGAUUGUUUCAAUCCAAGAUGUCCAUCAGCACAUGUACAUCAGUGUAGAAGGUAGUGACGAGUACAACUUGGCUGGUGUAUUGCACUAUUCUCUUGUGGGAGACCGGGCAUUAUUCAGGGUUGAAUACAGAAAACAGAGGAGAUGGUCCUCACCAGCAUUGUGGUUCUCUUUGAUAUCAUUGUAUGCAAAGAAUGCUGCAGGCAAACAAUUAAGAUUGAACUGUUGUCCUGGAUCUGGAGUUGUAAACAUAUCUGGCACUGAUGAUAGGGAUAUGACACUCUGGAGAAUAUUUUCUUGGAUGCCUGGAGGUCAAGAUGAUACGAGCUGGGAACCAUUCAACCAGUUUGCUAAAAGAACUUUUUAUCUAGUGAACAAGAACAAUGACUGUGGUAUUGCCUUUAUUGAUGGGGUUCCAAAGUUUGUCAGAAAACCUGGAAAUCCGUUUAAGUUUAAAAUUAUCCAUGACUUUCCUACAGUUCAUGGUGUUGCUAAUAUGAACCAUUAUCUUACUGGGACCCCUGAAACCAGUCGUGAACAAAAUUCGCACAUGGAUGAGAGAAUAUCUGAAACUGAUGGGUUGCUUCCAAGAAUCGAUAUUUCAAUUUAUAUCUCUCUCACCAUCGUUCAUGACAUAUCUGAUACGAAUGAAAUAUUGCCUAUCAUUCGUGGUUGCCUCAGUAAUAUGAAACUGACCCUACAAAUAUUAUCAAAUAAAACCAGGGUUCUUUGCACAUCCAAUGCUGAAUUACAUUAUUUUGACGCGCAAAGAAAUUUAUGGCAAGGGAUUCUCAACCCAGUUGACUUUUGCCUUUAUUACCGUUUCAGUGCUAAUAGCAGUAGAACAAUUUUGCAUGGGGUUCCUGUGCAUAUCUAUUGUAGAAUGGAGGAGUUGGACAUAUCCUUAAAUGAGACCUCGCUGGAUGUAAUUCUCUUUGUUGUUGGGAAACUAGACUUGGCUGGACCGUAUGCAGUGAGAAGCUCUAUUAUUCGUCCAAAUUGUUGCAAGGUGGAAAACCGGUUUGGGGUCAACCUUCUCUGUCAUUUCCACAACAAGCAGAGUCUGACGAUAGGAAGAUUUCAGUCUACUUUCAUUUCUCUGAGGCAACCAGGACCACCAGACCAACCUCUUGAGAGUGGAUCAGUUAUUUCAUUUCAACUAAGUGAAACUGAAAAUUUUACUACUCCUAUCCAUAUUUGCGAGUUACAAGCUCAAACAUUUGCUUGGAGAACACGUAUAAAAUCUGUGAAAGAUUCAAGAACUUAUCCAGGACCGCUUUUUGUGGUUGACAUUUCUCAGCAUCAUGAGGAUGGUUUGUCAAUUGUGGUUUCCCCUCUGACGAGAAUACACAAUGAAAGUGGUCUAACCAUGGAACUUCGAUUUCGACGAAAACAACCAAAAGAAGAUGAAUGUGCUUCUGUUUUGCUAAAACCUGGAGAUGUGAUUGAUGAUUCAAUGGCAAUGUUUGAUGCUUUAAAUUCUUCUGGUGGAUCGAGAAAGGCAUUAAUGUCUCUAAGUGUUGGAAACUUCCUUCUUUCUUUUAGACCAGUGCUGACUGAUAAAUUGAUGAAUUUUAAGAACUCAAGGUCAGUUGAGUGGUCAGAUGAUUUUAAAGGUGAAAAGGCAGUGCAUUUGUCUGGAACUUUUGAUAAGUUAAGCUACAAAGUCAGAAAGGCUUUACUGGUUGGAUCGGAGAAGUACUCCUUUAGCACAGCGAGUUGUAAGCUGUUAGUUGAUGAUGGACGUGAAAACUACUUGCACUUUCUGAUUCAGUGCAUUGGUAAGGAUGUCCAAAUAAUGCGGCCUGAUGAAUCUGGGCAUAGGGUUGAUAAUAGCCGUUCAUCUGAUUUGCUGGUGCAAAAACAGAUUUUUCUUCUUCCUACUGUACGAGUGUCCAAUUCCUUGUAUUCAGAGAUACAAGUGCUUUUAAGUGAGACAGAAACUAGUACCAUAAAUGAGAAUUCACAUAUUGGAACCAGGGCAACUAUAUCAUCCGAAUCAACAGCUGAUUUCUAUGUGAACCCUGCGAUAAUUUUCUUUUCUGUUACAUUAACUGCAUUAAAUUCAACUUGCAAAUCGGUGAGUAGCGGCGAUUUUGUGAAGAAGCUAAUGAAGCAGAAAGGGAAAGUCCAAUCCGUAGACAUCGAUCUUGAUUUUGGUGGUGGAAAGUACUUCGCUUCCUUAAGAUUGGCUCGUGGCUACAGAGGCAUAUUAGAGGUAACCGUUUUUACACCGUAUGCCCUGAAGAAUGACACAAAUUUGAUGCUGCAUUUUCUUGCUUCAAAUAAGAAGACCCUUUACAGGGAUGUAGAAAAGAAUGGUUUCUGUCCUCCGAAUUUAGGAAUAAGUUUGCCUCCACGCUGCAGUUGUUCAUGGUUCUUAAAGUCCAAAAAGGUGUUUGUACAGUUGUCAGAAAAUGAUACAUCUGAAUCUCUACUUGACUUGGAUGCUCUAUCUGGCUUCACAGAAUUAAACUUGCAAACUCAAGAAGAUGGUGUAGUAUUUUGUAUCAAACUUGGUGUUUCUUUGGGAUCACUGUUGAGAAAUGUGGUAUUGCCGUCCCAACUUGUUACUAUAGUCCCGCGAUAUGUGGUGAUUAAUGAAUCAAAAGAAAAUAUUACUGUCCGUCAGUGUUAUUUACAGAAUGAUGAAGGAAGCACAAUCCAAGUCGACAGUAAACAGAAAGCAACACUAAAACUGCAGGAUGGAAUCCAGAAGCCUAGAGGAUACAGUCUAAUUGAAAAUUUUGUGAAGAAGCAUUCAAAAUCUAUGGACGAUUCCUUAAAAUUUAUUCAGUUCCACCUUACUGACUCUGAUUUGAGUUGGUCUGGUCCAAUAUGCAUUGCUUCAUUGGGACGAUUUUACCUCAAAUUCAAAAAGCAGCCCAACCAAGAAGCUUUGGAAGGCACUAGUAUGAUUGAAUUUGCUGCAGUUCAUGUGGUGGAAGAAGGUUCAACAUUAAGUUUACACUUCCAUAAACCACCAAAUACCAACCUUCCAUACAGGAUUGAGAAUUGUCUGCGCGAUUUUUCUGUUACAUUCUAUCAGAAGGAUGUUGUGGAGCCGGAGGUUCUAGGAUCUCUAUGUAGCGCUGACUAUGUCUGGGAUGAUCUGACUCUUCCGCAUGAACUUGUAGUCCAAAUUAACGAGAGCCUUCGUGAAAUUAACUUGGAUAAGUUGUGCGCAUGGAAGCCUUUAUAUAAGUCUAGGCAACAAGGAGGCUUGGCACAUCAAACAGUAUCCAGCAACUUUAAUGGCCGGGAGAUUGUGAAGGUUGGCUACGAAAUAUAUGCCGAUGGUCCGACCAGGGUUCUACGUAUUUGUGAAAAAUCUGAUUGUCAUAAAGGAGAUUCAGUGAUUCCAUCAUCUGAAAAAUUUGAACUCAGAAUUUCUAAUAUCACAGUUCACUUACUUGAAUGUUGGAGGCAGGAUGAAUAUGGGAGUGAGCCAUCAGCAUUUAGGCCACUUGUAGCUGCUAGACUCAGGGACAUUAGUUUGGACUCGGUGUUCACAGAGCAGCAGAAAUAUAACCAGGUUACUAUUCAGUCAUUGAGAUUGGAGGAAAAGAGAGUAGGAGCUACUUUUGCUGCCAUGCUUCGUAGGCAUCAACUUGAUUACAGUGACUCAAAUGACUGUGAUCUCAAAAUUGUCUGCGUCCUGAACUCGACCAGCUUUCAUGUCAAGCAAGUGAAAUAUUUUUCUAUUGUUCUGCAGCCAAUUGAUUUGAACCUUGAUGAGGAAACCUUGAUGAGGAUUGCUCCAUUCGGGAGAACAUCUCUUAGCAGCUCAAAAACUGGGAGCCAGCAAUACUAUUUUGACCAUUUUGAGAUCCACCCGAUAAAGAUUUUUGCAAAUUUCCUUCCUGAGGAAUCAUAUUCAAGUUAUAGUUCUACACAGGAAACUCUGAGGACCUUACUACAUAGCGUAGUAAAGAUCCCUGCGAUGAAAAAUGUAGUUGUUGAGCUCAAUGGUGUUCUAGUUACUCAUGCUUUGAUCACAAUGCGCGAAUUAUUUCUUAGAUGUGCUCAACAUUAUUCAUGGUAUGCCAUUAGGGCCAUCUAUAUUGCAAAAGGAAGUUCAUUGCUCCCUCCAGAUUUUAUUUCCAUCUUUGAUGAUUUGUCUUCAUCUUCCUUAGAUGUCUUCUUUGAUCCCUCUCGUGGGUUUAUGGGUUUUCCAGGGACUUUUAAGUUUAUCAAGAAAUGUAUUGGUGUGAAAAGGGGGUCAGGUACCAAACGCUAUUUUGGAGAUUUAGGGAAAACUUUGAGGACAGCAGGGUCAAAUGUUAUGUUUGCUGCUAUAACUGAGAUUUCAGACUCUGUUCUCAAGGGAGCAGAAGCAAGUGGUUUUAGUGGAAUGGUGAGCGGAUUUCACCAAGGAAUACUCAAGAUAGCCAUGGAGCCAUCUUUACUUGGGAGUGCUUUGAUGCAAGGUGGCCCAGAUAGAAAGAUCAAACUUGAUCGAAGCCCAGGAGCUGAUGAGUUAUAUAUUGAAGGCUACCUGCAAGCUACGCUGGAUACAAUAUACAGACAAGAAUAUCUUAGAGUUAGAGUCAUUGACAAUCAGGUAUGCCUUAAAAAUCUUCCCCCAAACACGCCUCUGAUAAAUGAGAUCGUGGAACAUGUGAAAGGAUUUCUUGUUAGCAAAGGAUUGUUAAAGGGAGAUCCAGCAAUGGGUACUCGUCCUUUUCCCCAUCUUCAACGCGAUAGUGAAUGGAAGAUUGGGCCGACAGUGCGAACGCUGUGUGAGCACCUCUUUGUAAGUUUUGCAAUCCGUAUGCUGAGAAAAGGUGUGAAACAGAUUGUGGUCAGGAUUCCUAAGAACAAAGAAUCGAACUCUGAUGGUCAAGAAUCCAAUCUUUCCUUAGUUCCGACUGGCAAGGGACGCAAAGGUAAGUUCAUCUGGACUAUGGGAAUUGGCAAGUUUAUGCUGUCUGGUAUGUUAGCAUAUAUUGAUGGCCGGCUGUGCCGUAAUAUCCCUCAUCCUAUUGCCCGGCGGAUUGUAAGCGGCUUUCUCUUGACUCUCCUUGACAGUAAUGACAAGGAAUAAUUUUGUUGUCUGUUCUAUAUUCUUUUGUCAUGUAGAAGCGCCAAACAGGCCAUCUGCUGCGUAAUGGUAAAUAUAUUGAGCAAGCUUAUUUGCAAAGGAUAUAUUAUUAGAAGUUGGUA